Messenger RNA from Suillus subalutaceus, 1960 nucleotides. Its product is annotated as Sodium/hydrogen exchanger family-domain-containing protein. Gene Ontology annotation, biological process: intracellular potassium ion homeostasis; sodium ion export across plasma membrane; regulation of membrane potential. The coding region runs from base 158 to 1756 and encodes 532 amino acids. Gene Ontology annotation, cellular component: plasma membrane. Lineage: Eukaryota; Fungi; Basidiomycota; Agaricomycetes; Boletales; Suillaceae. Gene Ontology annotation, molecular function: sodium:proton antiporter activity. The record is from RefSeq and is a predicted model, not a curated record. The transcript is spliced from 11 exons.
GCAGGUGACCGCGCCAGGAUUGGCGUACAUCUGUCUUGGUGGUUUUGUAGUCUUGGUUCGUUCUAUUUCCCUUUCAAUACAUCUAGUCGUCGCUGUUCAACGGCUUGUCAUUUAUAUUGCUGUUACUCCAAGUGCUGAUUCUUGACCGCAGUUCUCGAUGAUAUCCCUCCUAGUAAAAGAGAAGCUUUAUAUCAAUGAAGUCGUCCUCGGCACCGGCUUUGGGAUCAUCAUAGGCCCUUACGCCGCCAAUGUAUUCACACCUCGUGAAUGGGGCCCCUUGGAAAAUACCAUAACAUUGGAGGUGAUGCGCGUCGUCCUCGCCACCGGCCUGUUCGCAGUCGGAGUCGAAUUACCAUGCGCAUAUAUGAAAGAGCAUGCAAAAAGCUUGCUCAUAGUGGUCGUGCCCACCAUGGCCUUUGGUUGGGUCGUUGUCGCUGGUGUCAUACAAACAUUGUUUCCGGAGCUCAAUUACAUCUCGUCUCUUUGCAUUGCUGCCUGUUUGACCCCUACGGACCCAGUCACCUGUGCUGCUAUCACCCGCGGCAAAUUUGCCACAAAGCAUGUCCCUGUGAAUAUUCGUCGGAUAUUGUCUGCGGAAUCCGCAGCGAAUGAUGGUCUUGCAUAUCCGUUCCUUGCGAUAUCAAUUUACCUCACCGUAGAGACGUCCGUUCGAACUGCUCUCGGCAAAUGGUUUCUGGUGGGAUGGCUAUACCAGGUUAUACUUGGCACUGUUUUAGGCGCCGUCCUAGGCCUUCUAUUUUCGAAGCUCAUGAAGCUAUCCCACAAUAAGGGCUUUAUAGAUCGUGAAUCAUACGUGGCACAGUACCUGGCUCUGUCCAUCUUUACUAUCGGAAUCGCGAGUACCAUCGGUGCAGACGAUCUUCUUGCAGCAUUUGCAGCAGGUUCUGCAAUUUCUUGGGACGGUCACUUCAAUGUACAGACAGAGGAUGACACAUUCUCUUCCGUGAUAGACUAUGUCCUGAAUUGUGGCUGCUUCAUCUACAUCGGCGCUUGGCUACCUUUUGACGCCUACAGCUCUUCCGAGUAUGGCAUCACCCCUUGGAAACUCGUUCUCCUUAUGAUUGCUAUUUUGGUUCUGAGGCGAAUUCCACCCUUAUUGGCGCUCUACAAGUUUGUACCUGAGAUUGCUUCCUGGAAGGAAGCGUUAUUCUCUGGCCACUUUGGUCCAAUGGGAGUCAGCGCAGUUUUUGUGUCUAGCUUAGCUCUUACGCGUCUACCCACUCCGGAACACCCGCCUGCAAAUCAAGCACAGUAUCUCGCCGCGACUAUUCAGCCUAUCGUUUCUUUUGUCGUACUUGGUUCUAUCAUCGUUCAUGGUUUGUCUAUUCCGUUCUUCAGCAUAGGUCGUGGUGUACACUCUCGCACGACUUCGUUGACCAUGACGUGGACCAACCGUAAUCGUGUUACGGCCCCGGAUUGGGUUAUUUGGGCCCGCCGUGCUCCCGAUAUUGUGGAGUCAAGUGCAGAUGAAGAUGUAGAGCGAGGCUCCACCAAGAUUCCUAAAGACAGCGAUGAAUCUGCUGUGGGUAUUCCAGAUACCCCAGUUGUUGCUGUAACUUUCGAGGAUGUUCCUGGGGACAUCGAGUCAGUCGUAACCAGACGUGGUAAGGAUGUCUCUUCUCCAGAACUGGUGCAGGUUGAGGCUGUCAACAAUCACGCUGGACCAGCAAAUCUGGAUAAUGGUGCUUCGGAUGAUAAUCAGAUCAAGAAUGCGCGCUUCCCGUCUGCUCAAUAACAACUACCGAGUAUCCGUGGAUUGGGAUGUAUAAAUUGUACUAACUUGUGCGGUCACGACUCGUCAUGUUACAUACGAUACACUGCCCACAUUGAAACCCAUGUUCCCCCUUUACAUUCCUUACUUCUUCUUCCGCAGCCCCUUUACCCUCCACUUUUCUUCGUGGUGGGAAUAAUGACAUGCACGCAUUCCCAAAGAUGUCAU